UGAGAAUAAUGUUCCUCCGCCAGUCAACAACAGACGUGCUGAACUGAAGGCGACACGAACACAUAACAUUAGAGCAUAAAUGAGUUAUGGACUAGUUUUCGGCUCAGUCCUCGCAGGAAGGCAGCGGACAUGGCUGCUGCUGUUCUACUCCUCGCUGCAGUCAGCUUUGCGUGUUUGACUGGAAACUUGGUCUCUGGAGGCAGAUCCUUCUCGAUAGACUACAAACGCAACUGUUUCCUCAAAGAUGCCAAGCCUUUUCAGUACAUCUCAGGCAGCAUUCACUACUCCAGAAUCCCACGGUACUACUGGAAGGACCGGCUUGUGAAGAUGUACAUGACCGGACUCAAUGCCAUCCAAGUGUAUGUGCCCUGGAACUUCCAUGAAACAGUACAGGGGGUCUUCAACUUCACAGGGGACCGAGAUCUGGAGCAUUUUCUGGAUCUGGCAAACCAAACGGGUCUCCUGGUCAUCCUGCGCCCGGGACCGUAUAUCUGUGCAGAAUGGGAAAUGGGCGGAUUGCCGGCCUGGUUACUUCAGAAGCCAAACAUCAUACUUCGUUCAGCUGACACAGAUUAUGUCCAGGCAGUCAGCAACUGGUUCGCCGUUCUUCUCCCCAAAAUAAAGCCGUGGCUGUACGUCAACGGAGGCAACAUCAUCACUGUCCAGGUGGAGAACGAAUAUGGAAGUUACUUUGCUUGUGACUACAACUACAUGCGUCACCUGCGGACUCUGUUCCGCUUGUUUCUGGGUGAGGACACAGUCCUGUUCACCACGGAUGGGAACACAGACAGGGAGAUGACCUGCGGGAGUCUGGAGGGAUUAUACGCCACGGUGGACUUUGGAACAAACAACAACGUGACUGACGCCUUCAAGCGGCAAAGGCGGUUUGAGCCCAGAGGACCCCUGGUGAACUCGGAGUUCUACACCGGCUGGUUGGACCACUGGGGGGAUCAGCACGCUGUGGUUGAUGCUCAGAAGGUCAGCAGAGUGCUAGCAGAAAUGCUAAGCAUGGGGGCCAACGUCAACAUGUACAUGUUCGAAGGAGGCACUAACUUUGGCUACUGGAACGGCGCCGAUCACGACACCAGGUUCCGCUCGGUGGUGACUAGCUAUGAUUACGAUGCCCCGCUGUCUGAGGCAGGAGACCCCACGGAGAAGCUGUUGGCCAUCAGAGACGUGAUCAAGCAGUUUAGAGAUAUUCCCUCUGGACCCAUGCCGCCGCCAACGCCCAAGUUUGCCUACGGCUUUGUGAACCUGAAGAAGGUUGGUAACGUCAGCGGCCUGUUGAACACGCUCUCCCCCCUCGGGCCGGUGGAGUCCCAGUAUCCUCUGACGUUUGAAGAGGUGAAGCAGUACUAUGGAUACAUGCUGUAUCGGACCACGCUGCCCAGGGACCUCUCGCAGCCCACGCCACUUAUCUCUCCACUGAAUGGGGUUCAUGACCGUGCAUAUGUGUCCGUCAAUGGGGUUUUUCAGGGCCUGCUGGAGAGGGACACCGCGCUUGUGACGAACAUCAGCGGACGGCAGGGGGACACCGUGGACGUCCUGGUGGAGAACAUGGGCAGGGUGAACUUUGGCAGCAAGAUUAAUGACUACAAGGGCCUCUUGAGUCAUCUGAUCCUGGGGAAAGACGUCCUGACUGACUGGAAGAUCUACCCUCUGGACAUCGACGGAGCCAUCGCAGGAGGAUGGCCUCAUUCAGACAGUCAGAAGAACUUCCCUGCCCCUAAGAAAGAACCUUCACUUGGGCCGGUCUUCUACAUGGGGACCUUACAGCCCAACGGCCUGGCUCGGGACACCUUUCUCAGGCUCAAUGAAUGGACCAAGGGCCAGGUUUGGAUUAAUGGCGUCAAUCUGGGACGAUAUUGGCCGGCCAGGGGCCCUCAACAGACUCUUUAUGUCCCCGGACCCCUACUCAGCACCGUCCUUCCCAACUACAUCACAGUGCUGGAGCUGGAGGGGGCACCAGCACACCAACGGGUUCUCUUCAUGGACCGGCAUCAGCUCAGCCCCACCGCUGGAAAGACAUGACAGAGUUCUGUGGCACAAAAUGUCCGACAUUCUGAAUGCUACAUCCCAGUGCCUGUUUGAAGCACUGCACAAGAAAUCAUUAGAGUGAUGUAGUCCUCUGAACAAUCCAGGCGCUUCGUUCUGCAUCACAUCUGUGGCCUCUUUUAAUCCUCCAUCACUUCAGAUUUCAGUGUUUGAUUUCCUCAUCAAUCAAAUGUCACCUGCUUCAACCUUUGACUCAGCAGCUUCAGUCAAUUAGUGAGUGUUAGAGGUUGAACCUUCACUGUAGAAAUAAUGACAACGGUAUACAAACAGUAUUAUAGUGUUUUAUUGCAUUUGCUUUGUUUCUCCGUUUGCAUAAUUGCAGAUAUUGUGAAUAAAUUAUACAUUUAUUA
Messenger RNA from Acanthopagrus latus (yellowfin seabream), 2405 nucleotides. It is a transcript of the gene glb1l, whose product is annotated as galactosidase, beta 1-like. The record is from RefSeq and is a predicted model, not a curated record. NCBI's taxonomy places the organism in Eukaryota, Metazoa, Chordata, Actinopteri, Spariformes, Sparidae. Bases 130 to 2031 code for a protein of 633 amino acids. The transcript has 16 exons. Gene Ontology annotation, biological process: carbohydrate metabolic process. Gene Ontology annotation, molecular function: beta-galactosidase activity. Gene Ontology annotation, cellular component: vacuole.